Messenger RNA from Aspergillus niger, 1647 nucleotides. RefSeq lists its product as uncharacterized. The record is from RefSeq and is a predicted model, not a curated record. Gene Ontology annotation, molecular function: amino acid transmembrane transporter activity. Lineage: Eukaryota; Fungi; Ascomycota; Eurotiomycetes; Eurotiales; Aspergillaceae. Gene Ontology annotation, cellular component: membrane. Bases 1 to 1647 code for a protein of 548 amino acids. The transcript has 5 exons. Gene Ontology annotation, biological process: amino acid transmembrane transport.
AUGAAUGUCACCGAAGCAGCAGUACUACCGACAGUUAAAGAUGCUGCUGCUCAAAGACACGAGCAAAUCGAAACAAUGAGCGUCGAUAUACAAGAUGACACUGGAAAGGCUGAGGGAGAGAUAAUCGAUCAUGGAGCCGAGACAACGCUCCAUCGAUCUCUUGGAACACGCCAUCUCACAAUGGUCUCCCUCGGAUCAGCCAUCGGAAUGGGCAUGUGGCUGGGAAGUGGGACAUCUCUAGUCGAUGGUGGCCCUGCGAGUCUUUUCAUUGGAUAUCUGAUCAGCAGCUCCAUGGUAUGGUCAGUCAGUCAAUCCAUUGGUGAAAUGGCUGUCAUGUACCCCCUGCCAUCUGCUUUCGUACAGUGGUCUACCAUCUUCGUCAGUCCUGCUGCUGGGUUUGCCCUGGGAUGGGGAUACUGGUUUUCGUACUGGAUCACCAUAGCCAAUGAACUCCAGGGCAUCAUAACUAUCCUCAACUACUGGACCGAUGAAGUCCCCAAGGUUGCAUGGAUAUCCAUCUUCUGGGUCGUCAUCAUUCUCAUCAAUAUUUGGGUCGUCAAGCUAUUCGCCGAAGUGGAGGUAGUUGCAUCGACGGUGAAAUUCGGCUGGAUGUUAGUUAUCAUCCCUGCCCUCAUCGUAAUCACCGCGGGCGGCUCCCCCCAAGAAGGCCCAAUCGGCUUCCGCUACUGGAACGAGCAAGCAUUCCGAAACGGCUUCAAAGGCUUCCUCAGCAUCCUCCCAACCUGCAUCUUCGCCAUGGCGGGGACAGAAAGCGCAGCAAUGGUAGCCAGCGAGGUAGCUAACCCCCGAAUAUCGGUUCCAAAAGCCGUGAGAUCCAUAUGGAUUCGUCUUGGGCUCUUCUACAUUCUCGGCAGCCUCAUGAUUACAUUAAGCGUUGAUCCAACCGACCCAAACUUGUUCGGAUCGUCAGGAAGCAAUGCUUCACCUUUCGUUAUUGCCUUCAAAAAUGCAGGAAUUCCUGUGAUGGCGCAUAUUACCAACGCCGUGAUCUUCAUUUCGAUGCUCUCGACGGGGAGUAUCUCUGGCUAUGGUGGCUCCCGGAUGCUGAUGGGGCUGGCGCAUGUGGGUAUGAAUCAUAGGAUAUUCGGCAAAGCAGACCGCAUCGGCCGCCCAUGGGCCGGCUACAUCGCCACGAUCGGGAUAGGAGGCGCCCUCUCGUACAUCAACGUAUCCAACACCGGAGCGCAGGUAUUCCAAUGGUUAUCCAACCUAGUCUCGCUCCUCACGCUCUUCGGAUGGGGCCUGAUUUCUCUUUCUCAUCUACGAUUCCGAUAUAGCUGGAAGGUUCAAGGUCGGGAUGAGACCCACCUUCCAUGGAGAACGAUGGCAUAUCCCUAUGCGACAUGGUGGGCACUGAUCUGGUGUAUUGUAUUGAUCGGGUUGGAGCUUUACUUGAGCAUUUGGCCCCUAGGUAAAUCGACGAGCGCGAAGAACUUCUUUGCGAGCUAUAUCAGUGUGAUUGCUGUCAUUAUCAUCUGGAUUGGCGCGCAGAUUUGGUAUCGCGGCCCGCUCUGGGUGGAUGCGAGGGAGAUUGACCUUGAUAGAUGGCGACGCUACUAUGCGGAUCGGGUUGACGAGGAGUCAAUUCCGGUGAGAAAGUCGCUGAUUUCGGGCUGGCUUGCAUGA